AUGUUAAGUUCUCACGUAACAAAAAUGGGUUAUACAAUUAAACAAAAAAUUGAUAUUUGUUUAAUGUCUGAAUCAAAUCCUGACAUGACUCAAGCUGAUCUCGCUAAUUGGGCUAAAAAAAAAUAUGGCACUUCAAAACCACCCUCCCAAACAACCAUCUCCAGAAUCCUAUCCAAAAAAGACGAGCUAAUCGCCCUCAAAGAACAUGAAUUCAGAUUGAUCAGAAGAAGAAAACCUUCAAACGUCCUCCUCAGAAAAAUCCUCCAGGAAUGGAUCUUCCAGUCUGUCUGGGACACUUUUCCAAUAACCAUCCCCAUCAUCCAAAACUCUGCCACCUCCCUCUGGAAAAUCCUCCCUGCAAACUCAAGAGAAGGAAAUGGUGAAUUUAGCCAUAAAUGGUGCAACCACUUUCUUGGAAAGAUGAACGUCAACCUCAACAACAUCGAAAACGAACUCAUCAAACCUCUCAAAAUAUGGUCCUUCUCCGAAAAGGACCUCCUCAAAAACUUUCUCAAACAAUUCAAAAAAUCUGACAUCUUCACCCUUGACGAGUUCUUCCUCUACUUCCAAUUGCCCUUAGACAAAAAACUCACCUACUCAAACCCCUCUGCCUCAUCGCCCUCAAAUGCACUCACCAUCAUGCUUGCCUCCAACAGCGAUGGCUCUGAGAAACUAGAACCCCUAAUCGUUGGCCACUACGAAAACAUGGCUUGCUUUGAUGGAAAACCCCCUGUCAAAAUCACAAACAAAUAUGGCGUAACCUACAAAUCAAACAAAAAGGCAUGGCUAACUUCAACAAUGUUCUACGACUGGCUAGCUGUCCUCGACAAAAGAUUGUCUAUAACAAACAGGCACAUCAUCAUCGUAAUCGACACUGCUGGCUCCCACAGAGUCCCAAUCCUCUCCCCUACCACCAAACAACAAUAG
Molecule: messenger RNA, 927 nt
Organism: Ascoidea rubescens DSM 1968
Lineage: Eukaryota; Fungi; Ascomycota; Saccharomycetes; Ascoideales; Ascoideaceae
Product: DDE-domain-containing protein
Exons: 2
Coding region: 1-927 (308 amino acids)
Cellular component (GO): nucleus
Molecular function (GO): DNA binding
Source: RefSeq, a predicted model, not a curated record